UUAUCGGACCCGGAUAAUACCGCUAGGUAUGCUGUGUCAGAUAAAACGUGGUGGAAAUGGCGAGUUAUCAAGAGUUAGAAAAUUAGCGGGCUCGGUGCGAGUCCUGAUGGUGGGAGAAUUUAAGUUUUCAGCUUCUCUGCCAGGAGCGCUUCCGAAGGUAUUCACUUCUCUAUCGAUACUAUCCUCGCGGUCACGUGACGUGAGAACCAACCAAUGAAAAACUAGCGGGAGUCCCACGUGAUCGAGAAAAUCGAAAUGGCGGACGUAUCGAGACGCAGGAUCCCACGACAAGUUGAAGGACGAUAACUGGGCAAGGGCCUAGUAGUGUGAUCAUUGUCCAAGAAUAACAAUUAGUCUGAUUUUGACUUGACGAUAAUAAAAUAUUUAGUUAAGAAACUCCAACGAAUUGUUUAUACUAAGAAGCGACGUCAAACGCUAUAACGGUGAAGUGUAUUUGUGCCCUGAGUGAAGGGGACGGACCCGGACAGCGACACACGGGGUUUAAGAAGCAUGCGUGAGAGCCGAGAUUUUUGUUGUCCAGCGUAUAGCAGUGUUUCUGUCACAAGGAAUUCUUCCACAAGACCCACCGAACCUUCUGAAAAACACAAGGAACCCCAUUUCUUCGUUGCAUACCACAGCAUCCCCGACACUGUGUAAAAUACAAUCAUAAAAGUCACAGAAAUUAUUGCAUUUAACAAGUUAAUAUCAUAAAACAUUCGAGAUAAAGCAAUGCCGAUUGAGCAUAAAAAAUUAUAGAAUCUCUAAUAACUUUGGGCCAACUAAGCAAAAGUGUAGAAAUAGCAAUCCCUUGGCAGAGAUUUGAAUUUGAAAUUGGACACAAUUUGGAUAGCUAUGUUAAAGAUAUAUGAUAACACCAAUGUUGGUAUAUUUUUAAGAUUAUUCAGGAAUCUAACAAAUCUAGUUUCAUAAAUUGAAUAUAAAGUCAUUUGUUUGCGUGCUCUGCGAUUAAGUAUUAACUUGUAGUUCGUGGUGACUAUGCUUCAGAACAGUUGUUGGAAGGCUUGCAACAUUUGAUCAUAUCAGUUAGACUGUCAUUUAAUUUGACAAAAACAUAAAUUAUUUGCUGCAAUCCCAUCUAAACCACCUGACCUUCAAAUGAAAUAAAUUAAGAAACAAGGGCUGAAACAAAAGAUUAUCACCUAGUUAUCCAAAAAACAAAAACUCCAAGGUGCCCAAGAUGGAAUGUUCAAUUAUUACCAAACAUAACCAGUGCAUCAAAUGCUGUUGAACAAGAUGUGUAAAAGGUAUUUUAAAUACUUCCAAUGCCAGCUGGAUACAUCAUUGGAACAAGAAGACAAAGUGGUAUUGAAGUUUUUUAUGGACGACGAGGGAGAAUCUUAUUAACCCUAGUAAGAUUCAGGGUUGAGAAUGGAUGCGAAUGGUUCAGGAGUAGUGCAAGUAUUCGUGGGCCAGUGGAGCCCCGAUUACGAAGCACUUUCAAUCAAAGCAACAAAACAAACGUCAUCUGCAGAGAUCGUAGAGUGCAUAAUUGAGCGCUUGGGACUCGCAGAUGUGCCUCACUGUAAUAACUACGAAUUGGCCGAAGUAGUUGGCAAUUCUGUUGGGCAAGUGUGCAAAGAGAGAAGAUUAGGUCCCACGGAAUGUCCUGUUGCGCUGAUGUUACUCUGGCCAAGAAAUGCAGCACAGCAGGAAUACUAUAGGUUCUAUUUACGCAAGAAGCAACCAGACUACUUAUGGUCUGAUAGUAGAUUUCCUAUGGACCCUCAGCUCUUGAAGGAUUAUUUUAAUAGAUUCUUAUAUCAACCUCGAGAUAAAGAAUAUCCAGAUCUUUGCCAAUUGCCAGACCUCAACGAACAAACUCUCCUAGACAACUUAAGAGCAAGAUUUUUAGCUGGAAACAUAUAUACAUACGUUGGCAGUAUCCUGAUAGCAUUGAAUCCGUUCAAAUUUUAUCCAAUAUAUAAUCCAAAGUACGUUAAAUUGUAUCAAAACAGAAGACUAGGCCCAGACAUACCUCCGCAUAUAUUUGCAAUAGCUGAUGCCGCGUACCACUGUAUGUUGAGAGAAAAAAGAAAUCAAUGUAUUGUUAUAAGCGGAGAAAGUGGUUCUGGAAAAACUGAAUCGACUAAUUUUUUACUCCACCAUUUGACGGCGCUCAGCCAAAAAGGAUCACAUGGCAGUGGAGUCGAACAGACUAUCCUCAGUGCUGGACCGGUAUUAGAAGCUUUUGGCAAUGCCAAAACGGCACACAAUAACAACAGUAGUCGGUUUGGAAAGUUCAUUCAAGUUAACUAUAAGGAGAACGGAAUGGUCCAUGGGGCUGUGGUUCAGAAGUAUCUCCUGGAGAAAUCAAGAAUUGUAUCGCAGGGGAAAAAUGAACGAAACUAUCAUGUAUUCUACUACUUGUUAGCUGGAGCCAGUGAACAGGAGAGACAACUGCUUCAUCUUGGAACUAUCAGCCAGUACAACUAUUUGAAUAAAAGUGGUUGCUAUGACCUUGAGAACAUUGACGAGAGGCAUGAAUUCUCUAGACUCAAACAGUCUAUGGAAAUGGUUGGAUUCACCCCUGAAAAGCAGAGACGAUUGUUUGCUGUUCUUUCUGCCGUUCUCUUACUAGGCAAUGUGGAAUUCCAACCGAGAAAGUCUUAUCAUCACCAUGAUGAAGCUGUUGCUGUUAGAAAUCCUGAAGUUGUUGCACUUAUCUCAGAAUUGUUGAGGGUUAAACAAGAUACCUUAUUAGCUGCACUGACUGCAAAAAGGGCUAGAGCAUCUGGUGAAACGUUAGUGAUUAAUUAUAGGCUUCCAGAAGCGAUCGCCGCAAGAGAUGCAAUGGCGAAAUGCUUGUAUGGAGCAUUAUUUGACUGGAUUGUGCUUCAGGUGAAUCAUGCUCUGUUGUCAAAGAAAGAUACCUUGAGGGAUCACCAGGGAAACAGUAUCGGUGUUUUGGAUAUUUUUGGAUUCGAAGAUUUCAAGAUGUGCAACAGUUUUGAACAACUUUGCAUCAAUUAUGCAAAUGAACAAUUGCAACACUAUUUCAACCAGCAUGUUUUCCAAUACGAGCAGCGUGAAUAUCGUAAGCAAGGUAUCAGAUGGACGGAUAUUGGAUACAGUGAUAAUUCAGGCUGUCUGAAUCUUAUCGAAGGAAAGCCCAAUGGUUUGCUGUGUCUUCUGGAUGAUCAAUGCAAUUUUCCUGGGGCAACAAACGAAACACUGCUGCAGAAGUUUAAUUCCGUACAUAAGGAUUCCGCAUUUUAUGAGGCUCCACAGCGCCGGGAGGCUGCAUUUGUUGUUCGACAUUAUGCUGGCACAGUUAAAUAUCAAGCUGCGAAUAUGAGAGAAAAAAAUCUUGAUCUAAUGCGGCCAGAUGGUGUUGUUGGUGUACUGAAAAAUUCGUCGCUUGCUUUUGUUCGGGAGCUCGUUGGGGCUGAUCCUGUUGCAGUGUUUAGAUGGGCGAUUCUCAGAGCUUUUUUUCGAGCUCAUUUCGCUUUUCAGGAAGCGGGUCGCCUUCAUAGGCAUGGCAGGGCCGAUGGCAACAAAUCUUUGGUGCAAAAUAGGUACAGGACACCAAACGAGAAUCUGAUAAGUUCACACAAACAUAGUCGUCUACCAAGUUAUCAGAAGCAGCGCAGUGUCUGCUUACAACCAGGAACCCCAACUGCUACAUUAACACAAAACGAAAACCACGACAAUGUAAACAACAACAACCGGCUAUCUUGGCCGCAGUUUAGAAACGUUAAUCAGAUUCAACAUGUGACGAAUGUCUCUUCGUCGAAAAGUUACUUGAUAAAGGGAAGGGAUGAUCUGCCCGAUGGCCAUAAUAAGAUCAAGCGGGGCUCUCACACACCUCUUGAAAAAGUGCUUCCAAAAGAUGAAGCAAAUGUCAUGGAACGCGCUAAUCAGAUCGUUAUGAAAAAUAAAUCAUUUCGACCACGGGAGCGGGGCAAAAAAGGGUUGAAGAAUCUUCAAACAGUCAAAACACUUGCAGGACGGACUCAGAGCUAUGGUACAGGAGGGGGUCCUGGGAAGGCUAGGAAACAACCUAUGACAGUUUCAGCUCAAUUCCAACAAAGUCUGCACAGUCUAAUGGACACUCUGAACCAGGCUAAUCCCUUCUUUAUUCGUUGUAUUAAAAGCAAUGCUAAUAAGGUUCCAAAUGAGUUUGAUGAAGAAACAGUGCAGCGACAACUCAGGUAUACAGGCAUGCUGGAAACAGUACGGAUAAGACAGGCUGGAUUUAACGUUAGACUAGCCUAUGAAGAGUUUAUCCAGUUGUACCGAAUGCUACUUCCCAAAGGUCUUCUUAGUUCCCAGUCAGACGUUAGAGAUUUUCUGCUUACUUUAAAUCUAAACAGAGAUAACUACCAGCUUGGAUCUACUAAAGUGUUUCUUCGUGAGUCCGAGAAAAUCAAGUUAGACAUCGAGCUACACCAGCAAAUCAUAACGAGUAUCACAACUAUACAGAAAUGGUUCAGAGCUUGUCUUGAAAGAAGAAAAUUCAUCAAGCUAAAAAAUGCUGCGGUUCAAAUACAGUCGUUUUGGAGAAUGGUUUCCGCUCAGAGAUUAGCUCAAAAUAUACGUCUGCGUAUCGAUGCUGCAAUACAUAUUCAAGCUUCAUGGAAAGCUCAUAAGCAGCACUCAUGGUUCAAAAAGCUAAGAUCCAGCGUCAUUGCCUUUCAGGCAUAUGUCAGAGGCAACAAUGCAAGGAAAAUGUUCCAAGAGCUCAAGAAAAAGAGAGGAAUUCCAACUGACGUUUUGACUGACAGGGAAUUACAAAAAAGAAGAAUCGAACAUUCUGCCAUUGGCGGAGAAAAGAGAUCCAUCUACGAGGGCAUAGAACAUAUAGAAUCCGCUUUUGAGGACAAAAAGACUUACACCCGAUUUCGAGAUGCUGAUGAAACAAGUAAAGAGGAGCAUCUUCCAUCUCAAGUAUCACCAGCUUCUAGCGAGAAAUCACCCACAGAUCCACCGAAGAGCACAGAAUCUCAUGAACGUAUUAUACCCCCUCAAAGGAUGGAGGAUACAAUCAAAGAGGCUUUAAUCGUGGAUUCAAACAUUUCAUACUCGAAGCGAAAGUUGAGCAGUAACAAACGUUUGCUUAACGAUCCUUCUGCACCUUUGAAAACUGUGGAUACAUUUUACAGUGAUAAUAUGACGGAUCGUAAGGGCAGCGUUGAAAGUUUGGCGAGUCUAAGAAGUUAUGAAUCUCAAGUAAGUGCCGAUAGUUCUGAGUCCCACUAUUCUCAGGAAAAUGUUGUCGGCUCCAACUUGAAUAAUAAACCUGUACCAACCACAAGAGCGAAACGAAGCGAACAAAGUCCAUUAAUCUCUGUGAAUACGAAUCCAAUGCACCUCAAUCGAACAUCAGCAACGAACAAGAGAACAGACAGUACCUCAACUGGAUACAGUGAUGGAGAAAUUGAUGUGGAAACACCCAAGGCUGUACAAAGCGCACCUCCGAUGUUUACAUCAUCGCCUGUCUUUCCUUCACCUCAAGUUAGAUAUCCUAAUUCAAGUCUAACCCACAGUCCUAGUGCUGAUAUUUGGCGGAGAAGAGCCGAUUUCGCCUCAAGCGAUUUUAGUGAUUAUCUAAUGCCAUUUCCACCGAAGUCUGUGAUUACUCGAUCAACGAAUGUGUCACAGUACCAAAAUAUUACAGAGACAUUACUGGAUCAAGCGAUGUUAGGAUCUAGAAACGAAGCAUCCAACUAUAACGUCAAGCUUGAUUCUAACGAACGAUUUCUCAGAAAAGAGAUCAACUCAAGUCGAGAACACAGGAGGCUCUGUGACAACACCAUGUCCAGUGAUCGUUUGGAUAGUGUUACAAAUUCGUUGGUGAAAUUAGAUCUUUUUGGUUCGAAUAAAGAUAUCAAAGACUACGUUUUACGUCGACAAAAUUCGGAAGGUGACACCACUGGCAAAUUAGACUUAGCGAUAGAUGAUGUCUCCGGAAAAUCACCAUUCAAAACUUCUUUAAUUUCCAAAGACAGAGAUACAGUGAAUAAGGAUAAGUCAGAACCAGAUGUUCCGGUUAGAAGUGCGCGAAGAAAUAGACCAACAAGAGAGGUUCAGUGUCGAUCGAUGGGUGAGAGUGUAUCUGAAACAAACACAAACGAGGCGAGGAAUCUCUUCCUUGGAACCAUCAAAGAGGCCGACUUGAACAAAUCUUCUAAUGUUUGGGCUAGGAAACAUACCUCUAAUGAAUCAACAGCAAGAUCUAUUACAGAUUGGCCUGUAAAUAAGCUUGAACCAAUUUAUAAAGGCCAAUCAGCUGGCAAGCGUAUCAGAGCUAACGCUGUACCACCGUUAGAAUUGCACAGGAGAAAUUCAGAUCCUGCAACCAAAGUUUCUGGGCUUAGUGUAGAUAAAAGUUUGGGAACCGAUACUAGUCCAAAUGACUUGAAGCUUCCCCCGGGAACAGAUCUCCUGGAAUGGAAAGGCAACCUUCUUAUCUUGGCUGGCCAUCGAUUUAGAAAAGUUGCCAGAUAUUCUAAGGACGAUGUGUGCAUAUGCUGUAACGAAAAGAUGGAUGCGUUUGUAACACAAGGAUAUAAAUGUGGUGAUUGUAAACAACUUUUUCAUGUCAAGUGUAUUCAGAAUGGUGGCGUACUUAGAAUGCGGUGUUUAUCACCGAAUACACCUGAUCGAAGGAAACACCGAAAAUUACGGCCGCAGUACGAAGCUGCAAAACAAGCCGUGGCAUCAAAAUUCAGUUUAACUGGAACCUCUGCUUUUUCGGACAGUACAGAUAAAAUAAUUUCUGAUGCUAAAGAACUCGCGCUCAUGCAAGACUUUAUUACAAAGAAAAUCUACAAAAUGGAAGGCGAAGAGGAAGGUAAAAAGCCAAGCGAGGUAGAUCGUGUGUUCAAACAAGCGCUAGGAAAAUUCAAGGAUGAUUUAGUUAUCACAUACAGUGUUGCUAUUCAACACGGAGUCGAGGGAAACAUAAAAUAUACCGAUUUAAUAGCAAACUUUUUGCAUGUUAUGGAAACGGUAUGUAAGCAAGAAAAUACCAGAGAAGAUUUCCCCGUUACAAUGGGUGUAAAUGCAUUUCGAGGAUUCAUGAAUGAGUUCAUGAAUCUCGUUAAAAACGAAGCUCCAGAAAAGCAAAGUAAGAGCAAACGGAAAAAGGAUAAAAAACGGAAGCAAGAAGAACCCAUACAUCAUGGAAAUCACACCUUUCAAUUGACUAUCAUCAAUAUCCCAACGGCUUGUGAAGUUUGCUCUUCCUUCUUUAUGUGGCCAAUCGAACGGGGCCUUGUCUGUCAGAAUUGCAAAUUGACAUGCCAUAAGAAGUGCUAUGGAAAAGCGACUGCGGAAUGUGGAAAAGAAGGAUCGCUGCUCGAGUUGAAUUCACGUAAAGUUUUUGGAAUUCCAUUAUUCAAGUUGGAUUGCGGCGAUGGAAAAGUACCUCUCGUUGUCGAUAGACUGAUCACAACGAUAGAAAUGCAUGGUCUUUACACAGAAGGUUUGUACAGGAAGAGUGGGGUGAGCUCUAAGGUCAAAGAAUUGAAGGUGAAAAUGGACGAAGGUGCAUUAGAAAAGGUAGACUUUGAAAAUUAUCAAGUACAUGUUCUGGCCGCUGUCUUGAAAAGUUUCUUCAGGGAUAUGCCCGAACCUCUGUUAACAUUUGAAUACUACGACGACUUUCUACACGCUGCUAAUCUCACCGAUCCGCAUGAUCGAAUCUGCACCCUUUUUGCUAUCCUGAAAAAACUUCCAAAACCGAACUUCGACCUCAUGGAACGAUUAAUUGUUCAUCUGGCAAGAGUCGCUCUCCAUGAAGUUGACAACCGAAUGUCAUCUUCUGCUCUGGCUAUUGUAUUCGCACCUUGUAUCCUGAGAACAAACAGAACGCUUCCUGCGCAGGAUUCGUUGCAAGAUGUAGGCAGACAGACUCGAUGUGUUGAAACAAUUGUACAAGAGAAGUUGCGAGUUGUCAGGGCUACUUUGGCUGAUAUUAAUACCUUAGAGACUGCGUGCCACACUGCUACUCAUCGCCUAUCUAGUCUUCGAUCGUCCAAGAUAUUUAGUCCUGAAGAACUCGGGAUUGCAACUCCUAGUGUAUUAGUACGUGGUGGUAGUACCGAACGUGGAGAUGAAGAAGAAGCACUUCUCGUCGGUCACAUACAAGAAAUACAAAAAGAGAAAGCUCUUCUCACUUCCACUCUGCCCAGCCUGACAAGAGCUUCAUCCGACGAUGAUCUACUUUUGUCCGCUACAGAUAUGGAUGAUGGAUCUCUUGAUGACCUCAUGCCGCCUCCUGGUGAUGGAAUUCCACGGAAAAAAAUCAUCCACAGACAAACUUCAGCAGAUAACGCUUUUCCCACCGUCGUGAAUGUCGAUGAAGACAUGGUAAUGGUAUGACCAGUGGUUCUUAUCCACCGAUAACUUUGUUGUUAAGUAUAUUAGGUGAUAUGAAGAAUACCGAUAUUACGAACAAAAAAUUGGCUCUUCAUGCAACUUCUCCAUGGUUCUGCUUUCAAUUGUCGUUGGCUAACAUUAUUGGGAAUUUGGUGUUUAGUGAAAUUGACUUAAGGUAGGUUGAAAAUUUGUUAACUCCAUUCAACACAAAGUUAGUGUUAUAAAUAUCUCUAAUUAUAUGAAGUUCAUAAAGCAAGGUGUACAAAAAAAAUAUUUCGAAAAAGAAGAAAAAAAACAUAAAUUAUUAUCAGCACAUGGAUCCGUUAUCAAGCGAGUGAUCUUUCAAUGUGAUGUAUAUUUUAUUUGGACACUUUGCAUGUGAUAUCAGCUUGACGAGAAGUAAUGAAGCUUGUGUGAUAUCAUUUAAUUAUUUAGAAUGCAUUCCUUAUAAAAGACUGCCGUUCGUAGCUGUUUAGAAACCGUCAUUUGGGCAUUCGUUUUUUAUUUUUAGUCUUGCUUUAAUCUUCUAUUAUUACACUGUAACAAUUAUUUCGCAUAAGUGUGCCAAUGCUUCGUCAGCUGCUUUUUUAUGCAACAAAACUAAUCUUAAUAAUAACGAAGAUAAGUACGUUCUUCAUGUUUAGGCUAAUGUUUCUUCUUCAGUCAGAAUCAAUCGUGUUGAUCGGGUUUUAAUUAUGGGUGGGGAGUCUUGUGGAUUAACAAUAUGGAGUUGACAAAUGCAUUUGAAAAGUUUUUAUGAGUAUUAUUUUUCCAAGCACCCAAGCUGUGUAGCCAUACGGCUCAAAAUUUAUUUAGAUUAUUAGAACCAAAGGAGAAAGUUAUCCAAAUUACUGUUUGCAUAAAGAGACAAAAAUUUUAAACAAAAAUAUUGUGUGCACACUGUACAUAUUAUUAUACCAUCAUAUUCUGUUAUUUUUGUCACAUUUAUCGAAGUGUUGACAAGAUUAUAUUUCUACAAUUGUCGGUAGGUAAAAUUUUUGAUACUAUCCCUGGAAGUAUCUUUACCCAUUAACGAACUUUUUAAUUUCACUGCGAUUUGUUUUUAAAACUGUUAUUUUUCUUCCGAACUGAAUAGGCUGACUGAUGAGAUUUUUUACUUCAGAUGAUCAUUACAUUUUGUCUACGAUUUGACAUCGGCCCCCCUCACUUUUCUAUGACUCCUUUUAGCUUUUUGUUUGUCAUUAAAAUAGAUCUUUGCAUAUUUUUAUUUUAAUCGUUAACGAUCAAACGAAGAUUAAAUGUAAUAGUGGAAAAGUAAUCUUUGAGAAGAAAAAAAAAACAAAAGAAAAACAAAAAAAAUUAAUCGACGAAGACGCUUGUCGUUCGACUCCAUAUCAAAGUUAAGUUUUUGAUAAUUAAUUCGGUAUAAAGUUCAUACAUGGUCACAUGCAUACCUAAUAUAAAUAAUAAGUUCAUCCGAACAAAUAGUGGUGACUGCUACAUGAUAUUAUAAACCCAGUGUUUGAAUAAUCGGGACAAUUGAAAACCACGUAGGAUACAGUCUUCGAGUACCGAUUUGCAAGCAUAAUAAUUACCGUGAAUAUUAUGUGUUAUUCUAAUACGAUUGGUCUGAUAUUCUUCCUUUGUGAGAUUUCCAAGGGCUCAGCGUACCUUUUAGCGUAAUUAAACAGCACUGUACAAUUUUUAAGUCCUAAUCACAAAGAAAGGCAAGUGGCUCGUGUUACCAACGUAGACAUUUUCCGAAACAUUAUUGCUCCAGAUCGAUGAUGUUAAUUUCUAAAACCAACUCUACCUUUUCGGUCGCAACAAUGAAAUUCAAUAUUCAAGUAAAAACAGUGUGAGCAGGUGAAACUGAUCAAUACUUUACUGGUUGAGCAAUGGGUUAAUGUAGCAGACGUGCUAAUUGGUAACACAAGCCUUCCGAUUUGUUUAAUCUGUGUAGUACUGUGUUAAGAAUUCGAUUCUGUAAAUAACGGGAUUAUUAAACGUACUAGGAUUAUGCACUCUUUACUUAAAAGAAAAAAAAUGUUGUCUGUUCUUCCAGAUCUACUCUAUUUAACUACAAUGUUGUUACUUUCAGAGGUUUUUAAAAAAGGAAAAGUAAGAAAAUUAAAAAUAAAAAAAUUAAUCAUAGUUAAUGAUAACAAGAUUACAAUUUUUAACGAGUUUAUUAACCGACAUUUGUCGUGAUAAUAUUUUAACUCUUUUAGACUAUUUAAAAAAAGAAGUAAACGAUUGUUUCGAAAUCUUUUAUGCUUUAUAUAUUUCAAAGUAUGAUAUGGAAAUAAGUAACUUGGAGGAGGUAUGAAGCACAGAGAAAAUCGAAAAGAGAGAAAUUAGAAAAUUAAAGCAUAAAGAACAACCAUGUAAUUGUUAUUUUCCUAUUAUUGCCAUGACAUCUUGGUGAGCUUGAACAAAACAAAAUGUUACUAUUGAAAUUAUGGCAAAGAAAUUAUUUUUAACUCAAUCCCACAAGCACGGUUUUAUGACGCACUUGAGUGUUGUACUGUUUCACGGAAUAAGAAAUUGUGCAGUUUAGAUUUAUAUCUAGAUAUUUGUUGUCGAAGUAUAAUUAUAUAUAUAUAUAUAAAAAUAACAAUAACUAAACAUUAAUUAUUAUUAACUAAUAUAUAUAUUAUGAACACAUACGCUUCUAUUGUGCAUGGUGCUUUCCAUGGGUGCCAGGUGCGAGCAGUGAUUCUACUUAAUAAUUUGUUAUUCAAAAUGACUACACAUAAUUAUUAUAUAUUCUUAAGAAAAGAAGAAAUUGAUUACUUUUUAGUCUCGAGGUAUGGGGAGCGUGUCACAUGUAUACCUAUAAAUGUAACUGAGUACUGACACAAACACUCAUGACAAUAUUGUGUAACCGGUAAUCAGACUUAUUGCUUAAGAACAAAUGAAAAUGCAAAAAUAACAACAAUCAUUCUGUAAGAAAUAAUUAUGAUCAAAAGUUUUCGGUAGCAUGUUAUUAUUAUUAGCUGAUUUUGACGAACCAUGUUAAAAAAACUCUAGGGUACAAAAAAAUUAUAAUUCUCUGCUAGUGCUAUUGCAGUGGUCAGUGCGCUAUGAGAAACUUUCAUAUGUAAAUCAAAAAAUUUACUGCAAGCUAGUUUUACCACAUUUCGUACCAUCAGUUUGUCUACCCUGAGUGAAAAUACCGAAUAUCGAGGCAGGGUAGAUUACUGCGACAGCUUAGUUUUGAACGCGUAGUUCCUUGAUCUUAUAAAGUUGAUGCCGUCAGAUUUGAUUUAACAUGAUUGAAGGGAAACCAUGCGAGGCUUAAAUAAUAUCCCAAAAUAACUACGAGGGCAAACGAAACCUUGUAUUUUAGAAAUUAAUCCUAGUCUGAUAAUGAGAAUUAUAUCACCUCUGGAGUUUUUUUUUGGUAGAUCACUCCAACUUUAUCGGUAGUAUUCAUAAAUGUGGUUUUUCAUUUAUACGUGAUCUGAGAUGUGGAUUAUAGUUCCGUUGGGCGGUCAAAAGUGAAAACGGAAAUAGUAAUAAACCGGGCGUGUUCGAUGGUAUUUAUUAUUAUAUGAGUACAGAAAUUUAGAUGCUUGCAUUACAUGUCAUGUGGCACAAAAUCAUAUCAUACCUACACAUACCUAUAUUUAACUAAAUAAUAAUAAUAAUAAUAAUAAUGAUAAUGAUAAUACCUAAUGAAAAAAUAACGAAAUAUUAUUGAUUAUAAAAUAGUGCUGUAUUAUAUUUUAAUCUGUACAAAUUUGUUAUAAAAACUUUAGUUGAGAUUAUUUCUAAGCUUUUCUUUUCUUUUUCUUUUUUGUUUUCUUUUUUGUUUUUUCUUAUUUUUCCUCCAUACGUUCUCGUAUACAUGCAUAUAUACAAAUGUAUAAAAUAUUCUCAUACUAUCGAGUACGUAGUUUUAAAAAUGAUUUUGUGUUUGUGCCAUCCAUGCUGGCAUCUUAUCCAACCAGGUCGAAGUUUGAUGAGCACCCAUUUAUCAUUUUUGUUCUACGCCGCGCAAGAAUUUUAUUACACACACAUAUAUAGAUACAUUGACAGUGUCCAAAAUACCCCGGUCAAACCGAACAAAAAUUUAAAAAAAAAAAGGAAAAAAAUACAAACGAAAAACAAAAAAAAUGCUAGUAACCACUAAAACGUCGCGAUAUUAUGCUCUUCCCGUUUGUGUCUUGGCAUAAAUCUAAGCACGAUAAUAUAUGUGUAUAUAUCUAUGUAUAUAUGUAUACAUAUACUAUAGAUAUAGAUACACAGAUAUAGGUAUAUAUAUAUACGAUGAUGGUGAUGUAUUUGUUAUUUUUCUUCGAUGUAUGAUGUGAGGAUGCGUGUUACCAACAUUAGGUAUUAUAUUAAAAGAACGACAGAUAUAAAGAAGCAAAAGAAAGGAAACAAAUAUCGAUUACAAAUUAAGUUCAAUGAAAAAGAAAUCUCAUUUAUCUAUAUAGUAUAUUUUAACAUUUACACCCAUGUAUAUCCAAUAUUAAUAAUAAUUAGCCUUUAUCGUAUGUUAUAUCGUAUUAAUCGUUAUCUUUUUAUCCAACGAGAGAAAGUACUAUCGAACUGUCACUUUAAUUUAGUUUAGUUUAAAGAAUAAUAUAGCAGAAGAAAAAACAACAUUUAAAAAUUCUAAGCAUCGUUUUUUCAACAGAAUUUUUUAUGUUUAUUAUUACGAUUCUUAUUAUUAUCGAACGUGUGUGAAUAGGAAGUACGUUGUUGAAAAUUAUGAAAUGAAAACUGACGUUAUGAUCCAACGUUAUAUACGUGGACAGAUAUACAUAUGUAAUAUUGUCUUUUAUGGAGAACGCUUUUCUGGUCGAAAUGUAUUCUCUUUUUUCUGGUGCGUCAGAAUUAUUCAUUUAUUGCUGUAAUUGGCAAUGCAAAACUUAAUUUUCAUUCACCCCAUGUCACUUUUUUGUUUCAUUCUAUUAUUAUUAUCAUUUUUUAUUCAUACAUGGAUAAAGUACCACUUCCGUCGAUUGCUUUGCGUGGAAAAUGAAACACGACAAAAUAUGAAAGAGAGAUACGAUGAAAAAGAAAAUAUCAAAGAAAAAAAAGAAAAAUGACGUGCUCAGCCAAAAGACUUCUUUCUCAACGAUUUCAUGUAAUGUUCAAGUAGUUCGCAUGGUAUUGUUGAAAUAUUUGAAUUUAAUUUUACUAUAAUUAUAGUUAAUAUUAUUACUAUUAUAAUUUUUAUAAUUUUUCUUUCUCUUAUCAGAGUUUCUAGUGCUGAUUUGUUUCAACAUAUUUCACCUACAAGUAGACAAAUAUAUACAUAAGAUAUUUAUGUGUAUUCAUUCCUAGGAAACGCUAUUUAUUCUACUUACAAAAUGAAUCGUGUGUCCUAUUAUUUGCGUUCUAGUAGAAAAUCUGUGCUUCGGACUCUGAUGAACAAUUCAGCAUUUUUUGGUGCGAGAUCACCAUGUUAUUAUUACAAUUACUAUUAUUAUUAUGAUCACUAUCAUAAACUACGUUUUAUUUUUUAUUAUAA
Messenger RNA from Athalia rosae (coleseed sawfly), 13792 nucleotides. RefSeq names its product unconventional myosin-IXa-like. The transcript is spliced from 14 exons. The record is from RefSeq and is a predicted model, not a curated record. NCBI's taxonomy places the organism in Eukaryota, Metazoa, Arthropoda, Insecta, Hymenoptera, Athaliidae. Gene Ontology annotation, cellular component: myosin complex. Bases 1390 to 8346 code for a protein of 2318 amino acids. Gene Ontology annotation, biological process: intracellular signal transduction. Gene Ontology annotation, molecular function: ATP binding; microfilament motor activity; protein binding.